AUGACCAUGUCGGGUGAUCAGACAGCUAGGGCAAGUUACGUAAUAACACAAGGUAACGAAGGUGGCUAUGUGAGGAAUACCAGAAGUUCUAAAAAUGUGGGAGCAACUAUGAAUAAAACUAAUAAGGGUCAAGAUAGUUCAAAUGUCAAAACUGUAAUCAAUGAGGUUGACCAUAGCCAUGCUGAACAGCCAUAUUCUGACAAAAAGACAAAUGAAUGGAAAGUAGUACCUGGGAAACGUAAAGGCAAAACAGCAACAGUGUGUACUGGAAUCAAUGCCCCUGAACAAGAUAACAUUAAGGGUGCACCAAAAAAGCGGUGGAUAUAUCUUGGAAGAAUUGCAGGUGAUAUUUCAGAGGAAGCAGUCAAAAAGUAUUUGAGUAAUUUGAAGACAUCAGAGAAUAUUAUCGUUAAAAAAUUGAACACUGUAGGAUCCAAUUCUGCGUUCAAAGGGGGGGAGAAGGGACAGCGUAGUCUAAGGCUGAGGCUUCUUCAUAUAAAUGUCCAAUGUCUUCGUAAUAAGAUCGAACAAAUAGAGGCUUUAUGUUUAGAUCACGAUAUUGUUUUGUUCAGUGAACAUUGGAUGUGUAUGAGGGAGCUGGAGCAAGUAAAGUUGCAUGAUUUUACAGUUCUUUCUUCCUAUUCCCGUGGGCAUCGUGGUCAUGGUGGUGUGGCGGCCGCUGUUAGAAAUUUUCAUGUUGAUAAAUUUGUACCCAGAAAUGAUAUAAACUUAAAAUCAGUGGAAGUGGAAAGUGAGGUUUGUGCAAUCCAGUCCACUCAAUUAAAGACCUUGAUUAUAGCUGUUUAUCGAUCUCCACUGGGUAACUUCAAUGUUUUUCUGGAUGUAAUUGCAAGUAUUUUAGAAUUAAUAAAUUGUUGUGACUUUCGUGUUUUCGUCCUGGGGGAUUUUAACAUUAAUUUUCUCAGAGAUAGCACUAAUAAAUCUGCGAUCGUGGAUCUUUUCUCUUCAUAUGGUCUCCAUGGUAUUGUGUCGUCUGUUACUAGAGGAAGUGCAUGUUUGGAUAACAUUUUCACAAAUGUUGAUGAUUGUAGGGGUUGCGUGAUUGAUCUGGGUUUCUCUGAUCACUUGGGCAUAGAGACUGAAUUUGUUUGUGAUGUAGGAACACGAGGAGUUGGUGAAGUAACUGUGUGUAGACCACUUACUAGGGUGGGAAUGGAUACUCUCAAAUAUCUGGUUAGGGAUAUUUGUUGGGAUUUUAUAUGGGAUACUAAUAUUGGUACAGAGAGCAAGUUUGAUAUGUUUGUGACAUUUAUAAAGAAUUGUGUGGAUUUAUCAUUUCCCCAAAAAACAUAUAAGCAUUCUGUUAACUCCUUGCCUAUUUCUUGGUUCAGUAAUGAUCUGAAAAAUAUGCGCGAGAGAUUAAUUUUUUAUAGAGAUCUUGUUGAUGUUUAUAAGACACCCAAUGCGAAGAAAAUAGUAAGUGACUAUCAAAAAUUAUAUCGACGUGAAAUUAAGAUUGCAAAAAAGCAAUAUAAUGACAACUAUAUCCGGAAACAUAAUUAUAAUCCAAGAUCUGUAUGGAAUAUUAUCAAAAGUAGUACCAAUCUGUUGAAGAAAAAAAUAACAAGUAAAAAUAAUAUCACUGCUAAUAGAUUCAACCAAUUUUUCGUUGAUUCACCCAAAGAGAUCAUCAUGAAUAUACCACAAUCUAGAAGGACAUCGGCGGAAUUUAUGAAUAACUACUGUAGUUCGAUAGGGUCCAGAUUACAUGAUAUUCGAUUUAAGUUCUCUCUUGUAUCUGAGGCUUCGGUUAGAGAUAUCAUUAUGAAACUAAAUAAUAAGAGUAGUCGAGACUAUUAUGGAUUCAAUAUCAGAAUAGUCAAGAGUCUAGUAAAUGAAUUAAUUGGUCCACUCACCAAAUUGAUGAAUUUAUGCUUAAAAGAUAACAUCUUCCCGAAAAUACUUAAGGUAGCAAGAGUUGUUCCUGUUCAUAAAAAAGGUUCAGUGCAGUUGGUCAACAACUAUAGACCAAUAUCGAUUAUACCAUUGUUCUCAAAGGUCUUGGAAAGGGUUAUGCAGCUACAGUUAACCUCCUAUUUUGAGAGCCUCUUUAAUAGCUCCCAAUUCGGAUUCAGAAGCGGCCUCUCUACGACAGCUGCCAUCACAGAGCUUAUGAAAAUUAUUAAUGAAGGAUAUAGUGAUGGUUUAUACGUGGGUGGACUUUUCUGUGACUUGAGCAGGGCUUUUGAUUGCGUGUCUAGAGAACAUCUUCUUUAUAAAUUAAGAAGGUAUCAGUUCGAUCAGGGUGCAAUUGAACUUUUGGGCUCCUAUUUGUCUGAUAGGGUGCAGUGUGUUGAUGUCGGGGGAGAUCUGUCUGACUUGUCAAGUGUUGAUUGCGGUGUGCCACAGGGAUCGGUUCUCGGACCGCUCCUCUUCCUCAUCUACGUCAACGAUCUUGUGAGCUGUGACCCUGAUGCGGACUUUGUCCUUUUUGCUGAUGACACAACUGUGCUCAAAAAGGCUCAGUCUAGGGAGCUUAUAGUUCACAUUUUGGGAGAGUUGUCCUCUGUUGUUUCAGAAUGGUUCAAUAGCAACCAGCUCAGCUUGAAUGAAACGAAGACAGAGUAUAUGUAUUUUUCAAUGAGAGAUCUAGGAGGGAUGAAUUCACUUGAACCAAUCAAAUUUUUAGGUGUACAUAUGGAGGGUAAUUUGUCUUGGAAUGCUCACGUCGAUAAAGUCUGUAGUUCAAUUACGUCAGGUGUUUUUGCAUUGCGGUCAUUAACUGAUGUUGUGUCGGAUUCUGUGUUAUUGUCUGUGUAUCGUGGAUUCAUAGAAUCUAGGAUAACAUAUGGUAUUUUGUGCUGGGGUCAUGAUGCUGGUGUUAAACGACUCUUUGGAUUGCAAAGAAAGGCUAUCAGAGUUUUGGACUCGAAUCCCUCGGCAUUAGUCCCAAGCGAGCUUGGAGAGAGCGGGUCCGGCAGCAAAUAUAUAGAACACCAUAUAGUAGAUUAUCGGAGUGGUCUCCAGAGGGCAAUGCUGGCAGUGCGCGACAACUACCGGCCCUUUUUGCGAUUUGACCGAGUGUUUGGCCCACAGGCCAUGCAUCUUCCGGAGCUGACGUCGAAGCGGCUAUCCACUGCUCUAAUCUACUGUGAUUUAUUCAUUCUGAUUGGUUUAAUGACGUCGGUAACUGAUGGUCCUCGAUUCUGUCCUGUCGUUUCGACUGAUUAG
Harmonia axyridis is the source of this 3192-nucleotide messenger RNA. RefSeq lists its product as uncharacterized. Lineage: Eukaryota; Metazoa; Arthropoda; Insecta; Coleoptera; Coccinellidae. The transcript is spliced from 4 exons. The record is from RefSeq and is a predicted model, not a curated record. Bases 1 to 3192 code for a protein of 1063 amino acids.